Messenger RNA from Cyprinodon variegatus (sheepshead minnow), 1800 nucleotides. It is a transcript of the gene c1galt1c1, whose product is annotated as C1GALT1 specific chaperone 1. The transcript is spliced from 2 exons. Gene Ontology annotation, molecular function: N-acetylgalactosaminide beta-1,3-galactosyltransferase activity. The record is from RefSeq and is a predicted model, not a curated record. Lineage: Eukaryota; Metazoa; Chordata; Actinopteri; Cyprinodontiformes; Cyprinodontidae. Bases 137 to 1090 code for a protein of 317 amino acids.
GAAGAAGAAGAAGAGGAGGCGGAUUAGACUGACGUUGAUAACCCAACCAAACAGGAAAAGUGUGAGCUGAAAGACAGUAACAGCGAAGGCACCGGCUGUCACGGGAGGAUUAACCUACCGAGACUCUGUUGCCAACAUGUUGUCUGAGGGGGGCUCCUUCAUAAAGGGGAUGCUCAUUGGAGGCAUCUUCUGCUUGGUGCUGUCGCUGCUGAGUAGUUUCAGCCCUGUCACUGAGUCCAGGACGGAGGAGCACCAUCAUCAUCACGUCAAGGCUGCCAGCAAAGACGAGCUCCAACAGCUUUCUGAUGGCAGAUUGCAGGAGCUGAACAAUCAACUCCAGGUCUAUUGUGUCAUCAUGGUCCAACCCAAAAACUUGCUUUACUGGGCCACAGCUUUGGACACUUGGACCAAGCACUGUGACAAGGCUGCUUUUUACACCUCUGAGUCCUCUAAGGCACUGGAGGCCAUCAACCUGAAGGAAAAAGAUGACUGGGUCAGGCUGCGGAAAGCUUUGAAGCAUGCCUAUGAGAAUGCCGGAGACAUCCGCUGGUUCUUUGUGGCGGAGCCCUCUACCUUUGCAAUCAUCGAGAACCUCAAGUAUCUGGUGCUCACUAAAGAUCCAGAACAACCGUUCUACCUGGGGAAGGCCAUGAAGUCUGGGGAGCUGGAGUACGUAGAGUUCAACAGCGGCAUCGUUCUUAGCUAUGAAGCCCUGAGGAGGCUGGUGAACGUAUUCCCGGAUGAGGGCAAAUGUCCAGAAACGGGACGUGCUUUGUGGAAGCUGAGCAAUGACAAGCAGCUUGCUGAGUGCCUGAAAUUCACAGGAGUGUUCGCAGAGAACGGGGAAGACGUACACGGAAAGGACCUGUUCAACAGCAAGGGCGUGGAAAGCUUGAUAAAGGAGAGCAUGAACCAGAACCCAAACAACGUGGUGGAGGGCUGCUGCUCCGACAUGGCCAUCACCUUCAGCGACAUGUCCCCGAACCAGAUGCAGGUCAUGAUGUUUGGGGUUUACAGACUUCGACCGUACGGACACGACUUCCACGACCUAUUGACGUUUUAUCCUCCCAAAGGGUCGGACAAUGACUAGUCACACUCAGCCAGGCUAGAUCUGUUGUUUUUAAACACUUUGCUUCUGUGAUGGCAAACUGGACUUUGGAUAUUUUUUUUUUUCUGGUGAUGUUUCUAAAACGUUUUUCUUAAUAAGUUUUAUGUACAUUUGUAACUUUUGCACUUGAAGCUGUCUGGGCUGUUGACCAGAGCGGAUGGAUGAGCCGUUCACUGCAGGAGGGGACUGUGGAUUUCACCCUAGAGUAUCUCAAUUUGAAUUUCGGUUAUUGAAGUUUUGCUCUGCAUCUUUUUGUUCUGCAUAUUGUGUUUUUAUUCUAAUCCCGGGUUUAUUAAAAAAUGGUGUUAAUGUCAUUAAUCUGUGGAGUUUUACCAGAUAAUGAUCCGAUUUCAUGUUACGUCGUCGCAACCUUGAUCUUUAUGGAGACGGACGUAUCAGGGCGUGGUUUGGAUGUUAUGUUCGAUUUUAUCAUUUAUGAGGAUUUAGCAGUUAAAAAUGUUUCAGGCGACACAUUUUCUUAUUUCUUCCUGUAUUUUAAAGUUGGAUGAUUUUGCUUUUUGAUAAUAAAAAUGAUAGAAAUGAAUCAUCGAAGGAAGUUUUAUGAUUUAUAGCGGCAGAAAAAGAAUGUAUUUACACGUCUAAAUCUGUAGUUUUACACUAAAAUGGUAAUGUGGACUAACUUCAGUGGGUUGUUUAUACAGGAUAUCUCUACUAGAAAAUAAAGAUCCCAC